GUGCUGCAAUUAAACUGCACUCCCCGCUCGCUGAAGCGCGGCCUGUUUGUCUGUCGCCAUGGCGAACGCAUGGACGUGGUGUUUGGAAAGCAUUGGCUCUCGCAGUGCUUCGAUGUCAAAGGUCGAUAUGUUCGCUCAAACUUGAACAUGCCUGCCAGUCUGCCUCAGAGGAGUGGUGGAUUCCGGGAUUACGAUAAGGACGCCCCAAUCACAGUGUUCGGCUCCACGCAGGCCCGGCUUGUGGGAGAGGCGCUGUUGGAGAGCAACACCGUGAUUGAAUAUGUAUACUGUUCCCCGUCAUUGCGCUGCGUCCAAACUGCACAUCACAUAUUGAGAGGUUUGCAGCAGGAGAACAAACUGAAAAUCCGGGUGGAGCCGGGCUUGUUUGAGUGGACCAAGUGGGUCUCUGGGACCACUCUGCCAGCCUGGAUCUCUCUGGCAGACCUCGCCGCUGCAAACUUCAACGUGGACACAACAUACAGACCUCAUAUACCAGCAAACAAGCUAGCGGUUUCCGAAGCCUACGAGACAUACAUCGGUAGAAGUUACCAAGUUACCAAGGAAAUUCUGUCUGACUGCAAAAGCAAAGGUAACAACAUUCUGAUUGUCGCUCACGCUUCGUCGCUGGAGGCGUGCACUAGGCAGCUUCAGGGACUGCCCCCUCAGAACUCCAAGGACUUUGUCCAGGUCGUUCGGAAGAUUCCGUACCUGGGUUUCUGCGCUAGCGAGGAGCUGGGAGACACUGGAGUGUGGCAGCUAGUGGACCCCCCUAUCCUGCCUCUCACCCACGGACCAAACCACACGUUCAACUGGAGGGAGACUCUGGUGCAGGACUGAGAGAGACACACUAAAACAGAUUCAGCGUUUCAGCAUGAGCUUUUCAACACCCCCCCCCUCCCUCAACCCUUCUUUCCAUCUUCCAGAAAGCCUCAUAUUUGUGCAUUACAGACAGCAACAUUUACAUCUAUAAAUAUAAAUCUAUAUUCUAUGUAUCUAUAAGCCAAGCUGGUUUUCUGGUCUACAUGAUUUGAAGACUGGUCGUCCUGUCGUAGAAUGUGCUAACCAUGGCCUUUCAUGCAGUUAAGCGAGAGGUGCUCCACCUUUUCAGAAAGCGGGAGCAGUUGUUAAAACAAUGGGCCACCCAUUACCCUUGAUCUACAUACACAUUGCAAGCAGUUUCAUACAAGCAUAGCUCCCCACCCCUUUUAUAUAACAGAAAAAAAAGGUACUUCUACAUUUUAAAAUGAAAAAAGUACUUUUCUUCAAUCUCCUACAGAGCCCUGUUAAUUACAGACACUGUGAAGACUUUGGACAGCCCUUUUCCGCCUAAACUCCACCCACUUAAGCGCUUUCAGCGAUUCUAAUUGGGAGAUAGCUGCAGGGGCGGGGCCGCUGUUUUUGAUUGGUAGGCGGGCUGGAAACGGCAAAUCAAAGGAAGGCUGGUGCCGUGGUGGCCAGUACGUGGUUCAAAGGUGGAUUACAAGAUCUUUGAGAGAUCUCGGGCAGUUUUAAUGCAAGCCUAAAAUAGUUUUGAACUUGAGAUUGCAUUAUAAAAUAUUCUGACUUAGAGGUGUAGCGUGUGCAGUAGCGAGAGAGGAUGCUGUGAAUUCAGGGAUUUUAUGCAAGUCGUUCGCAUCCAAACCAGUACACUGCUUAACAAAAAAUUUGGUAUGCAAAAAAUAGGGGUUUUUUUUGGUCCCGCAUACGUGUAUGAGAGUACAUUUUCGCAGUUUAAAGUCUAAAAAGCACAGAGUUAGGAAUGGUCAAAACAAAAUCAUGCUAAGGUUUGCACUAGUAAUCAUUAAUAUGCAGAAAGUACUAAAGCCCCACUCAUUUCCUGUGACAUUUGUGUUUUGUUCUGCCGCUAUUGUAUUUAUUUUCCUAAUGCCACAUAGUAAUGAUUGGUUGAUAAAUCUUUUGUACAUGGAUUCACUUUUGCUGGUGGAUCACACCAAAAUGGACUGCUUGACAUAUUGACCGCCACUGGGUUUGUACUGUAAAACACAGGGUCUGGUUUUAAGAGUAAGGAUCUUGUGCAAAUGCUAGAGAGAACUAAGAAGAGGUUUUAUUUAAAGGCUUGGUUACCUUUUAUUUCUACUUGUGGUAAUUUUGCAUUUUUACAAUGUAAGUUAAUACAGAGAGUAGCAGAAGAGUUCUAUUGAAGACUCACUGGGGUCUAGCAAAGAAUAUGCAGCAGUUACAAAUAUGUCAGUCCGCCAUCAGCUUUAUUUUACACAGCUACGAUGUGAUCUUAUUGAAUGUACCUGAUGCUUGUAAAUGAUCCGCUUAUAAAAGAACAUGCUUUAUGCCUUAUUUAUUUAUUCAAAAUGCAUUCGGUGUCACAAAGUGCAAUGGCACAGCACUCUCUCUGAUGAAGGGCAGUUUCACAGAUCCUGACUGGCACUUCUCUUUUCUUGGACAAUGUUGUCUAGUGCUAAUCAGGUCAGUGAAACCAGCCAAUAACUACCCUAUUCACACUACCUGGGUAAUGCGCGAUCGUCAUGUUUUGAAAACCUGUUUCUAUAUUUGUAUUCACAUUUCCCAGUAACAUAUUCCUUUAAUGCACAAGCUGUACUUAAGAACUGUUGUGUGAUUAAUAUAUGAUUGGGAAUAAAGUGAACGACAAUGAUGAGGUGCAUUAUUUAAGUAGUGUGGGAAGGGUAUAACUGUUAGCUUCCAAUUGAAGCUAACACUGGGGGAGGUGGUUGUAAAAUGUGAAAAGAUAAUCAUUAUUUUUGUCUGCUCAGUUUAAACAAACUACUUUGGAGAAAGUCAUCUGAAUGUAUAUGUGGCUUGUCACACCAGCCUAUAGAAGCAUAUUGCACUGUAGUAUGAGAAUUGCUGUUAUUU
Polyodon spathula (Mississippi paddlefish) is the source of this 2850-nucleotide messenger RNA. Its product is annotated as ubiquitin-associated and SH3 domain-containing protein B-like. The record is from RefSeq and is a predicted model, not a curated record. The transcript is spliced from 7 exons. NCBI's taxonomy places the organism in Eukaryota, Metazoa, Chordata, Actinopteri, Acipenseriformes, Polyodontidae. The annotation marks the transcript as partial.